AUGACGCGUGCGCCAGCAUCGAGCGCAAAUUUUGUUCGAGGAAAGUCCGGGCAUGUACCAUUCUGGCCAGGUGGACUGGAGGAUGCAGUCAUCAGUAGAGGGACAGGCGACAUUAGCGAGGAAGAAAAGAAGCAACUGAGGACCGUCGCGCCUGGCCUCAGCCGCGGGUUGCGUCUCCCGGGAGAUCCGGAGGAGGACGACGUCCUACAGGAGCUUGAGGGUAUAUACGCUUCUGAGGACGCCGAAAAUGGUGGGGAGGCAGAGGCAUCCAAUGGCCAUGUUGAGGCGGAGGCUCCUGUGGCCGGUAGUACAGAAAUCGACGAGCUCCUACCGACGACACGUGCCAACUUAAACCCCAUCAAGGCCUCACAGCGCAAACGUCCGCGCACCAAAAUUCAAAAGCGCGACUGGGCCCAUGUCAUCGAUGUCAACAAGCCUUUGAACAACUUUCAUGAGCUGGUUCCGGAGAUGGCACACAAAUACCCGUUCGAGCUGGACACGUUCCAAAAGCAGGCCGUCUAUCAUCUCGAGAUGGGCGAUUCAGUAUUCGUGGCGGCGCAUACAUCGGCAGGGAAGACGGUCGUAGCCGAGUACGCGAUUGCUCUCGCAGAAAAGCAUAUGACACGCGCCAUCUACACCUCUCCCAUAAAAGCGUUGUCGAACCAAAAGUAUCGCGACUUCAAGCAGACGUUCUCCUCUCAAAAUGUUGGUAUUCUGACGGGCGACGUACAAAUCAACCCGGAGGCGAACUGCCUCAUCAUGACAACCGAGAUUCUGCGUAGUAUGCUGUACAAGGGCGCCGACCUCAUUCGAGACGUCGAGUUCGUGAUCUUCGAUGAGGUGCACUAUGUGAACGACGCUGAGCGCGGAGUGGUUUGGGAGGAGGUCAUCAUCAUGCUUCCUGACCAUGUUAGCAUCAUCUUGCUGUCCGCCACGGUGCCAAAUACCAAGGAAUUCGCCGACUGGGUUGGUCGUACGAAGAAGAAGGACAUCUACGUGAUCUCAACCGCCCAGCGACCGGUACCCCUAGAGCAUUAUCUCUACGCCGGACGCGACUUGUUCAAAAUUGUGGACGCGAAGCGUAACUUCCUCGCACUUGGGUACAAGGAAGCUGGAGAGGCUUUGCGGCGCAAGCAGGACAAGGAGCGCGAAGCUGCCGGACUUCCUCCUGUACAGCGCGUCGGCGCCAGAGGGGGCGCGCAGGGUCAACGAGGGGGGCGUGGUGGCCCGCCAGCUCGCGGCGGGCGCGGUGCCGCACCACCUGCCAGAGGCGGCCGAGGAGGCUCUACAGGAGGACGCGUCGUCCAUAUGGAUAAGAACCUCUACGUCCACCUUCUCGGUAACCUUCGCAAGCGCAAUCUCUUGCCGGUCGUGGUCUUUACUCUCUCGAAGAAACGCUGUGAGGAAAACGCGUCGACACUUACCAAUCAGGACCUUUGCACGUCCGUGGAGAAGAGUGAGGUACACGUAGCUAUCGAGAAGGCGCUUUCUCGCUUGAAGGCUCCGGACAGGAAGUUGCCACAAAUUAGCCGCAUGCGAGACCUGCUGAGUCGGGGCAUCGGUGUUCAUCAUGGAGGUCUGCUGCCAAUCGUGAAGGAACUCGUGGAGAUCCUUUUUGCCCGUGGUCUGGUCAAGAUGCUCUUUGCCACUGAAACCUUUGCCAUGGGAGUGAACAUGCCCGCGAAAUCCGUAGUGUUUUCUGGUAUACGCAAGCACGACGGACGGUCUUUCCGUGAUAUCCUACCAGGAGAGUACACUCAGAUGGCGGGGCGUGCUGGCCGUCGUGGGCUUGACCCUACUGGUACCGUAAUCAUCGUAGCGAACGACAGCCUUCCCGAGCAAACCGCGCUGCAUACGAUGAUGUUGGGUACUCCCGGGAAGCUCAUCUCCCAGUUCAGGUUGACGUACAACAUGAUCCUGAACCUUCUGCGCGUGGAGGCAUUGCGAGUGGAAGAAAUGAUCAAGCGAAGCUUCUCGGAGAAUGCCUCACAGCGACUGCUUCCUGAGCAGCAGAAGAGGGUAAUAGAGGGCGAGAAGACGCUGGCCGGACUCGAGAAGCUGGCCUGUGACAUUUGCGUCCCAAGCAUAGAGUCGUACUACGACGAUAUGAACGAUGUCGUCAACAUGAACCAGAAGCUGCUCUCUAUGGCGGUAUCCCAUCCCCAGGGAGCGCGUCUUCUGUCAGCGGGGCGCGUGGUCGUACUAAACGACGGACAUUUCAAGAAGAACACUAUCGCUGCGCUCCUUCGGCAGGCUCCCGUGCAGGCCUCCGAUGAUGGUGUCUUGUCGAAGGUCAAGACUUACUACGUCCUCGCACUAGUCGAUCAGGCCACGAAGAGUGGUGACUUCGCAGACAUAAAUCCGGACGCAAUCCCCCCAACGUGGCCUCCCGCGGCCAAUUCUUUAGCUUACGACGAUCCAGUGUACGAGCUUUCCGCUGUCCCCUUGACUAGCAUAUCCCUUGUCGAGGUCGAUGCCAUCGUGGACCGUCAUCUCAUCUCGCGCAUGCGGGACGGUAUUGGCCAGCUAGGCGCGCUCGUAGAAGAAUGGUCAAGCGCACCAGAGAUACCAGAGAUCGAUUGGUCGCGCAUGCGCGCUCUGGAAUUCCAAGAGAUCCUGCGCGAGAGAACAAGAUUAGUAGAGCGCUCGCGCGACAGUGUUUGCUUACACUGUCCUGACUUCGGACGCCAUUACACGACCAUACACGCCGAGAAAGUCCUGCGCGCCAACAUUGCCAACCUCAAGCUUGCUAUCUCCGACCAGAACCUGGAACUAAUUCCAGAUUACGAGCAACGAAUCGAGGUUCUCAAGGACUUGAAGUUCAUCGACGAGAACUGCACAGUAUCGCUGAAGGGCCGCGUGGCCUGCGAAAUCAAUUCAGCCAACGAGCUUGUGCUCACGGAGUUGAUCCUCGAGAACACUCUUGCGAACUAUGAUCCUGAAGAGGUCGUGGCCCUCCUCUCAUGCUUUGUGUUCCAAGAGAAGACGGACGCAGAGCCUGCUAUACCACCCAAGCUCAAAGAGGGUAUGGAGGCAAUCAUGGCCAUCAGCGACCGCGUCGGAGCCGUGCAAGACUACCACAAGGUCGCUGCAGAGGAUUUCCGCUCCAACCUCAAGUUCGGGCUCGUUGAGGUGGUGUACGAGUGGGCCAAAGGCAUGCCGUUCGAGCAGAUCACAGCCUUGACAGACGUGGCCGAAGGAACCAUCGUCAGGGUUAUCACUCGUCUCGAUGAGACCUGCCGUGAAGUGAGGGAUGCAGCGAGAGUCAUAGGAGACGCCGAGUUGUUCAAGAAAAUGGAAGAAUCCCAGAUGAAGAUCAAGCGCGACAUUGUAUUUGCUGCAAGUCUGUAUUUCUAG
Molecule: messenger RNA, 3357 nt
Organism: Schizophyllum commune H4-8
Lineage: Eukaryota; Fungi; Basidiomycota; Agaricomycetes; Agaricales; Schizophyllaceae
Product: antiviral helicase
Exons: 20
Coding region: 1-3357 (1118 amino acids)
Biological process (GO): nuclear-transcribed mRNA catabolic process, 3'-5' exonucleolytic nonsense-mediated decay
Cellular component (GO): Ski complex
Molecular function (GO): RNA binding; ATP binding; RNA helicase activity
Source: RefSeq, a predicted model, not a curated record